Lathyrus sativus (Indian pea) is the source of this 780-nucleotide messenger RNA. NCBI's taxonomy places the organism in Eukaryota, Viridiplantae, Streptophyta, Magnoliopsida, Fabales, Fabaceae. The record is from the annotation of a GenBank genome assembly.
AUGAGUUUUUUCAAAAUAUUUCUUGUUUCUAUUAUUUCUAUAACCCUUUUUGUUUCUUCAUCAGAAUCAUCCACCACAAACCUCUACCUAUACGGUGGUUGCACACAACAAAUGUACACACCAAACUCACCCUACGAGUUAAACCUCGACUCACUCCUCACCUCGUUAGUCAACUCAGCAACAUACUCAUCCUACAACAACUUCACCGUACUAGGUUCCACCCAACAAGACAUAAUCUACGGGCUCUACCAAUGCCGCGGUGACCUCGCCAUGCCAGACUGUGCCUCCUGUGUUGCACGCGCAGUUACGCGGGCAGGCGACAUGUGCCGUAACACAUGCGGAGGCACGGUCCAGCUCGACGGGUGUUUGGUGAAGUACGAUAAUGCUACUUUUUUAGGCGUGGAGGAUAAGAAUGUUUUGUUGAAAAAGUGUGGGCCUUCCGUGGGCUAUAAUCCGGAGGCUAUGGGCUCGCGAGAUGCGGUGCUUGGUGGGCUUGUGGGGUUGGGUGGGCCUUUUAGGGUUGGUGGGUCAGGGAUUGUGCGGGGUGUGGCGCAGUGUACGGGGGAUCUUAGUUUCGGGGAGUGUCAGGAUUGUGUUGCGGAAGCGAUCGGACGGUUGAAAAGUGAUUGUGGGACUGCGGAUUAUGGAGAUUUGUUUUUGGGGAAAUGUUAUGCGAGAUAUUCUACUGGUGGGGCCCAUGAUAGUUCUAAGGCCCAUGGUAAAGCCCGUAGGGGAUUCUUUCUCAUGUUACCGUUGUUGCUGCUUCUACUUCUUUUUUAG